This is a messenger RNA of Propithecus coquereli (Coquerel's sifaka), 774 nucleotides long. It is a transcript of the gene KPLCE, whose product is annotated as chromosome unknown open reading frame, human C1orf68. The transcript has 3 exons. The coding region runs from base 1 to 774 and encodes 257 amino acids. Lineage: Eukaryota; Metazoa; Chordata; Mammalia; Primates; Indriidae. The record is from RefSeq and is a predicted model, not a curated record.
AUGUGUGACCAGCAGAAGCAGCCACAAUUCUUUCCAUCUUGUGUGAAAGGUUCGGGACUGGGGGCUGUGCAAGCUACCAAAGGUGCCUCGGUGAGAGGCCCAGCUCCAAGCCAGACCCAAAUCGUCUCUGUGACAGGCCCCGCACCAGCCUCCGCUCAAACCUAUGUGAAGUACCAAGUUCCAUGCCAGCCUCAAACCUAUGUAAAGUGCCCAGCUCCUUGCCAGACUAAAACUUAUGUGAAAUGCCCAGCUCCCUGCCAGACGUAUGUGAAGUGCCCAGUUCCAUGCCAGACAACCUAUGUGAAGUGCCCAGCUCCCUGCCAGACAUAUGUGAAGUGCCCACCUCCAUGCCAGACGACGUAUGUGAAAUGCCCAGCUCCCUGCCAGACAUAUACAUAUUGCGUCCAGUACCCUUCUCCUUCCCAGAGCUACUACGUUCAAGCUCCUGCAGGUGGCUCAGCCUCCCAGUCCUGUGCCCCGGACCCAUGCUCUGCACCUUGUUCCACCAGCUACUGCUGCCUGGCUCCCCGCACCUUCGGGGUGAGUCCCCUGAGACGCUGGAUCCAGCGGCCCCAGGAUUGCAACACGGGAUCGUCUGGUUGCUGUGAGAGUACUGGGUGCUGCAGUUCUGGAGGCUGCAGUUCUGGAGGCUGUGGCUGUGGGUGUGGCAGCUCUGGGGGCUGUGGCUCCGGCGGGUGCUGCUGUUUGGGAAUUAUCCCCAUGAGGUCCCGAGGUCCUGCAUGCUGUGACGAUGAGGACGACUGCUGUUGUUAA